AUGUUUACUCGUGUGAUGACGGAAAACCGAACCGGUGUCAUUUCGGUUCCUGUUGCCAAGGAAACACGGGGAGGGAGGGAGCGAGCGAGGGCGCGUGUGUGUCUGUGCGAGACAGCGAGGACAGAGGCAGCGCGUGCGGGGAAGUCUUCUCGCCUUAGCAACCUGCAGGGAUGGCGGGGGGCCGGGGUGGGCGAAUUGCGUUUCGGCUCCUCCUCCUCCAGUCCGCGGCUCCUGACCAAGAGCCUGUCCCUGGAGCCGGGGCCCUGCCUGGGGAGCCGCGAGACCCCCCAGCGCCUCUGCUCGGACCCCGGGCCCCUGGGACCCCAGGACUGCAACGGCACCAGCGAGAGGGGGCCCCCGGAGCUGCCCCCUGCGGGCCCAAAGACGCGGCCCCCGCUGCCUGGACCCAAGCCGCAAGUUCCCCCAAAGCCGCCCCAUCUGCAGGGCCUGCGCCUUCCUCGGGGUCCUGACAAGCCCAUCCCCCCGCCUCCCUCCCGCCCCCUCCCUGCGGACCCCCGGGCCGGCCGCGCCACCCUGCCGCGCACAGAGGGGGGCGCCACUCCGUCCUGCGUGCUGUCGCUCAUCGAGAAGUUUGAGAGAGAGCAGAUCAUCGUGGUGCCCGAUAUCAGUGGUGGCUGCCUUUGUCCUGCCCGCGCCUCCGAGCCGGAAACCGAAACGGCAGGAGAGAUUCCUCCCUCUCCUCCUCUGGAACCACCCAGACUGUGUCCCAUGCCCCUUGAGGGCCGGGGGGUUCCAGGGGGGACAGCUGAAGGGAUGGAGGGGGGUGAGGAGGAAGAGGAAGAGGAGGGCGAGAGUGGGGCAGCGGCCAGGUGUCCCGAGCGACGCCUGUCCUGCGAAUCGGGCUACAGCGCCUCCGACAAGUUAUUGGACGCCCUGGAGAUGAGGGACCUGCUAGCCGGCCAAUCGGAUGUCCCCUCGGACCGCUUGUCCCUCCCCCCGCCUCAGACGGACGGCAAGCUGGCCAACCGGGACAGCGGGAUCGACAGCAUCAGCUCCCCCUCCCACAGCGAGGAGCUCUGUUUCGUGGGGGAGGAGGAGAGGGCGGGGCUGCCGGAGAGGGACCGCCCCCCGAGCCCCGCCCAGCCCCUGCCCCCCCUCUCCCCUCGCUGCCCAGCUGGAGAGGGUGAAAGGGGUGCCACAGGGGGCCGGGGGGUCUCCCGCUACUCGGAGGGGGACAGCGACAUGGAGGAGGGCAGCGGGGAUGAGAGUGAGCUGGCCUCCACGCCCACCCUCCAGCCUUCCCUGGCCAGCCCCCUCAAAGCAGAGAGGCAGGACUCGUCUGAGCUCUCCACGCAGCAGAAGGUGUUCAACAUCGCCAACGAGCUCCUGCUCACAGAGAAGGCCUACGUGUCCAGACUGCACCUCCUGGACCAGGUGUUCUGCACCCAGCUGAUGGAGGAGGCUCGAACCCGCAACUCUUUUCCCUCGGAGGUGGUGAUGGGCAUCUUCUCCAACAUCUGCUCCAUCUACUGCUUCCACCAGCAGUUCCUGCUCCCGGCCCUGGAGAAGCGCAUGGAGGAGUGGGACUCGAACCCGCGGAUAGGCGACAUCCUGCAGAAGCUGGCUCCCUUCCUGAAGAUGUACGGCGAGUACGUGAAGAAUUUCGACCGCGCCAUGGAGCUGGUCAACUCCUGGAUGGAGCGAUCGUCCCAGUUCAAAACCAUCAUCCACGACAUCCAGAAGGAGGAGGUGUGUGGGAAUCUGACCCUUCAGCACCACAUGCUGGAGCCGGUCCAGAGGAUCCCCCGCUACGAGCUGCUGCUGAAGGACUACCUGCACCGGCUGCCCCAGGACGCCCCCGACUACAAGGACGCUCAGAAGUCCCUGGAGCUGAUCGCCACAGCGGCGGAGCACUCCAACGCAGCCAUCCGGAAGAUGGAGCGGAUGCACAAGUUGUUGAAGGUGUACGAGCUGCUGGGGGGAGAGGAGGACAUUGUCAACCCCACAAACGAGCUCAUUAAAGAGGGGCACAUCCUCAAACUGUCUGCAAAGAACGGCACCUCGCAGGACCGAUACCUCAUCCUGUUCAACGACAGGUUACUCUACUGUGUCCCAAAACUGAGGCUCAUCGGGCAGAAGUUCAGCGUCCGGGCCAGGAUUGAUGUGGAUGGCAUGGAGCUGAAGGAGACGAGCAGCGUGAACGUACCACAGACUUUCCUGGUGUCCGGAAAGCAACGUUCUCUGGAGCUGCAAGCACGGACAGAGGAAGAGAAGAAAGACUGGAUGCAGGCUAUCCAGGCCACCAUUCAGAGACACGAACAGACGCUGGAAACCUUCAAGCUGCUCAACUGCUCCUCUCGAGACGAGGACUACACACCCCCCAACUCGCCCGUGAGUCUCACCACUGCCUGCCUGCGCCCACACACACAGACACACACACCUGUGGUCUGUGGGAAGUGUUCGGAGUUCAGAGCGAGGCUCCUUCACAGUGGGUUAGUGGCCAGCUGUGCACGGCCUGUGGAAUCACAGUCACAGUGGGUUGCCACAACUCCAUCCCAUCAUGUCUGGACUAUACCGUCUGUCCUCGUACUGCUUGAGCCAGCUGGAAGCCCCCAGAAAUUGACCAGCAGCUGCCUUUCACCCCUGAGGGCCGGGCUGCAUGGUGUGACGCGGCCCCUGUCCUCCCUCCCUCUCUGUGCGCAGAAACAGGCCUCAGUGGUGGCGGAGAACAGCGUGUUGUGCAGCUUCCUCCACCACAUGGAGAAGGGCUCCGGCAGGGGCUGGCAGAAGGCCUGGUUCGUCAUCCCCGAAAACGAGCCGCUUGUCCUCUACAUCUACGGGGCACCACAGGAUGUGAAAGCCCAGCGCAGCGUGCCUCUGAUCGGGUUCGAGAUCUCCCUGCCGGAGCCCGGAGACAGGCUGGAGCGGCGCUUUGCCUUUAAGAUCAGCCAGAGUCACCUGACCCUCUACUUCAGCGCCGAGGGGGAGGAGCUUCAACGGCGCUGGAUGGAGGUUCUGUCUAGGGCAGGGAGAGGGGAGGAGCUACAGGGACACGCCUCCAUCUCAGAGGCUGCAGAGGAGGAAGGGGAGGAGCCAGGUGCCUCCACUGAAGAGACGACGUGAUUGGCUGAUAGCUUCGAUGGGCAAGCUAUGAUUGGACCACGCAGACCACUCCCGAAAAAAAAAAAAGAAUGGACUUCUAGAAAUAUGAAGUCAAUUGCAGCAUAAAACAAAAUAAAACACACACUCUUGCACGCUGAA
Messenger RNA from Lepisosteus oculatus (spotted gar), 3222 nucleotides. The record is from RefSeq and is a predicted model, not a curated record. Lineage: Eukaryota; Metazoa; Chordata; Actinopteri; Semionotiformes; Lepisosteidae.